Molecule: messenger RNA, 4331 nt
Organism: Callorhinchus milii (elephant shark)
Lineage: Eukaryota; Metazoa; Chordata; Chondrichthyes; Chimaeriformes; Callorhinchidae
Gene: fan1
Product: FANCD2 and FANCI associated nuclease 1
Exons: 13
Coding region: 1-2304 (767 amino acids)
Biological process (GO): interstrand cross-link repair
Cellular component (GO): nucleus
Molecular function (GO): 5'-flap endonuclease activity; flap-structured DNA binding; 5'-3' exonuclease activity
Source: RefSeq, a predicted model, not a curated record
AUGUGGUCGGGAGGCGGGAAGCGGCGGCUGAGCCUGAAGCUGCGCCGGGCCCGGGGUGAGGCGGCGCCUCGCUCCCCGCCUCAGCUCCUCCCGCCGGACCCGAAGCAGCCCCGGGGCGAGGCCGAGGCCGAGGCUGAGGCCCGGUCCCCCUCCCGGGGCCGCGCGGCCUCUAAACUCUCCAGGAAAAGCCGGCGGCGGGAGCGGGAGGACCGCGGCUCCCCUCAGCUACACCCGGGACAUGCGGGGCCGGGGCCGGGGGACACGGGGCGGGGGGACACCGCUCGGGGGGACACGGGUCCGGGGGACACGGCGCGGGGGGACACCGCUCGGGGGGACACGGGCCCGGGGCGGGGGGACACCGCUCGGGUCCCCUAUUACCUGUCUAACUUCCUGAUGAUGAUGGAGUUGGUAUUGGGCGGUGAAGACAGAGAGCUCUUCAACGAAGAGGAUCACUCCUGGAUCACAGCCUUCCUUCAGCUUUCAGUUGAUGCCAAGAAGCUCUACGUACGGCUUUUUCAGCGGAAACUGAUUUGGCUAAAGGUGAAUAAAUUGGAUUAUGCGGAGAUUGGUUUGGAUCUGAUACCGUACAUUCGGGAGAUGGGCAAGGCUGGCUUGUUACAGACAGAGUCUGAUCUUCAGGAUGUUUCUGAAUCGUUGGAUUUACUAUCUGGCCCGGAAAUGAAAGUUCUCGCCAAGCGUUUCCUGGUGCCUGGCAGCGGACGGAGGGAGCUGAUGACGUCUCUGUUGCGAUUGUCGAGGCAGCGCUCGCUCUUCGGAGGUCUGACCAGCUCCACCACCGGCUCUAUGAUGAUGAAAAGGGCUAAGGAGCUGGCAGGCAAUUGUGUGCGGGUUGCUCGGGCCCCACGAGCAGUCCUGUCGAGGCUGCUGCUGCUUUUCUCACUGACUGAUGCGGUGGAGGAAGAAGCAAGUAGUGGCCAGAACCAGAUGUCUACAGUGCUGUUGGUGAACAUGGGGCGCGUGACCUUCCCUCAGUACAAGGUAGCACGAAAGACGACAAUCUUCCGAAAUAGGGACGAUCUGAUCAGGUAUGAGACUGCUGGGCAUGCACUGAGGGAUGUCAAGGUGCUGAUGGAAAGCGGACACUGGGAGGAUGCAUUAGAGCUCUACAAAAACAGCAGAGAUGAGCAAAGUCAGGCAGCGGCAUCCAACGACAGCAGGUUUGAUCGUGAGCUGCCCGUGUACCUGCGGUGCUUCACUGCUGGCUGGGUCCAUGUGCGACUCCGUUCCCAUGGUGUGGAGAUUCUGCAGCGGCUGAGGCUUUACCAGGAGGCUGUAGAAGAACUGCGGGCUCUUCUGGCUCAAACUGUCUAUUGUGCGGCCAGCAGAGGUCGGUGGUGGGACCGCCUGGCUCUGAACCUGCACCAGCAUCUCAAACAGACAGAACAGGCUGUGCACUGUAUCCUGGAGGGGUUGGACGAUGGCCAUGUACGUCCAGGCCACAGACUGGCGCUACACCAGCGGGCAACAAGGUUACGGGAUUCUCCGGGGGGCAAGAAAUGGCAGCCGCUGCUUCUCACACUGCCAGCGUCCAGCAUUGGCGAUGUUCCACAUGUUACAGUGAAAGGUAAACUGUGCCCUCAGACAGGCACAGGGAAUUCCUUCUUUCUCCUGGAGACUGCAGAGAACAUUAAUAGUUUGGAGAAAAAGGGCGAUGGGGCCAUGGUGAUCUGUUCAGUGGAGCAGUUGGCACUGGCUCACUACCGGCAACAAGGCUUCGAUCAAGGAAUACACGGAGAAGGGGCCACGUUUACCACACUUUUUGGACUUCUUUUCUGGGACAUCAUAUUCAUGGACGGAAUCCCAGAUGUUUUCCGAAAUUCUUACCAGGCAUUCCCACUGGAUUUGUACACAGAUUGUUUCUACACAAACAGGAGGGAGGCUGUGGACUCGCGCCUGGAGUUGGUACGAGAGGCAUCUCCGCUCACUCUGCAGAGUUUAAUCGCUGACGUGUGGCGGAGUCAGGAGGGCAAAGCGACUCCACUGGUGACCUGGCAACUCUUCAGCUCCCUGCAGCAAGCACAGAGUCUGGUGAGCAGCCUGGGUGGAGCGUUUCUGAGUGGAGUGUGCGAGCGUCUGGUGAAGGAUCUGAGACACUAUCGGGCAGGGCUCCCAGACCUCGUGGUGUGGAACAGCAACAGCUUCAAGUUUGCCGAGGUAAAGGGUCCCAAUGACCGGCUUUCCCCGAAGCAGACAGUCUGGCUACACGAACUGCGGCAGCUCGGGGCUGAGGUGGAAGUGUGCCACGUUACAGCAGUGGGAGCUCGGAGCACUCGCCUCAGCUGAAAGUUAGGAUGAUGACAGUAUAUCCCUGACCUCUCCCACUGCUGAGGCUCCAAUCACUGUAGUGCGGACAACUGGAUCUGCCUUCAAACAUUCCACAAAGAAAUAUGGGAAAAGGAUGAACGCAAAGGAGGGGAUUUGCCUGUUUAAUUAGUAAUCGUUGGAGAUUGAGCAUCUGAUCAAAGCCCUGUCUGCCUUCAUCUCCUGUUAGAAUGGUGCCAUCGUCUCACAGACAUUCGGUAAUUUAAGUGUCACCAUCAUAAUCCUCCAUCACUGCUGAUGCCUCAGAAACAUUAAGUGAGUAGCUCAAUCGUACAGAGCUGUAAAGUUGUGGCAUGAAUCAGUGGUCUUCUGUGUGUUAGGGAGGGAGAGAAAUCUCCAUUGACAGUUGGGUGAGGUACUGUAACCUCAAGGGUAAAUAAAAAGGAGUCAAAAGCUUUUGGGAAUGGAGUAAAGCAAGCUUUCCAGCAGAGGUUUGUUUCUCCGCACUUACGUGUUGUAUGACUGGGAUGCGCUGCAGUCAGCAAUCAGAGGCUGCUUCCUGACACGCUUGGAUUAGAAUAAGCCUCUUUGUAAAAAGGCUCACAACAAAUGACAAGAUUUGCAACUUAAAGUAUAUUAUUGUGUGUUAAUCUGCAGCCAACGCAGUGAGCAGUCAAAUCCACUUCUGGAAAAUGCCUAAUCUUUACUUGUCUUUCAGAACUUGCUCACUGUUACACAUGCUAAAAAUUAGCAUAAAAUUCAGCUUAAUUCACACCGCGGGACAAAUCCUUCGGCUAUAGUCUCUGAGCACCAGCUAUUUUAACCAACUGAAUGAAGCAGUUUACCCGGAUUACGUGCUGGCUUCAGGCUGUGCACAAAGCACUGAUAAACCAGCCAAUUGGUAAACGGAAACCACUCAGUUUAAAAGCUUCAGUCAAGGCUGGCGGGUACAGAACUGGUGCUCUCAUUAAUGAUGAACACUCAUCUGCCCUUCAUCCUUUUACAAAUUGGUUAAGAGAAAAAAAGGAUAUUGCUGAAAGAUGGUGAAAUGCAGAUGCAAUUGGACUGCGAGUCCUGCUCUGAUUUCAGAUGGACAUUACGGCUCAGGGAGGUAGUUUAUGGAUGUCAAAUGCACUUGUUCUGGAAUCUGUUCACUCUGCAAUAGCCACUUUCAGGUUCAGUGCCAUGCACUGAGUCAAACAGAAAGAAAGAUCCCAGGUUCAAUGCGCUUUGAGACAUCCGCUCACCAUGAAGGGUGCUAUAUAAAUGUAAAUUUAUUGUAAUGUCUGGUCUGCUGAGAUAACAUUAGCUAAGCAACAGUGAAGGCAGUAUAAUUGGUAUUUGUGCUUAUCAGCCAUGACACACACCCACCUACUAUUGUGUGGUUAACCUAUGAGGACAGUAUGGUGACAUUAUAUAGUAGAAUGCUGCUUAUACCCCAUACAUGGCCUUGACGGUGAGGUACUGGCCAGGUAGCAGUUCUGUUGCUGUGCUCAAGGAAGGAGAGAAUACUGCAAAGAUUGGUUGGAUGGGAGCGAACAAUUGUUGGAAAACAAUCUUAAAAUUAAAGCUAAUCCUUAAUUAUCUAAGGUUGUUGCUAAUGUAGACUGAGGUAAGGAUGAAUUUGUCACAUUGAAUGAUAGGAUUUUGCCCAGAUAGCCAUUGAUGAAACUUUGAAAUUCAAGGAUGAGGGAUAUAUUAAACUUUAAUAAUUAAAGCAUAAGGCGAGAAGGCAGGGACGUGGGAAGGGUCCAUGGCUAGUAUAGAAUACUGUGGGGGAAGAUCAGGCUAGGUGGAUCAAAUGGCUUGUACCUACCUUUGUUGAAUUAACUGCAGAUGUAUAGCGAACUAGCUGUAAUGUUUACUGCAGCAACAAUACCACACUGACUCACACUGCAUUUAUUUUUGGUGAAUAAUGCCUCAGCUAAUGACUCUGAAGACAGUGCAAAUAAAGGGGACAAUUUAUUUUGUGGUUAUUUUGAGUGUGAUGGUGUUGAUCCGCUAACAGAGUACAAGCAAUUGAAAUCAAAUAAAAUCGCACAACAGAA